AUGCCAGUACGUUUCACCUACAAAGACCUCCAAACAGCAACUAACAACUUUACAAUGAAACUCGGCCGGGGCGGAUUCGGUUCGGUGUAUGAGGGAACCCUACCAGAAGGAACGAGGCUAGCAGUGAAGAAGUUAGAAGGGAUCGGGCAGGGGAAGAAAGAGUUCCGAGCUGAGGUUUGCAUCAUUGGGAGCAUCCACCACCACCACUUGGUCCGCCUCAGGGGCUUUUGUGCCGAAGGUGCCCAUUGCCUCCUCGCUUACGAGUAUAUGGCUAAUGGGUCCCCUGAUAAGUGGAUAUUUAGGAAAGACAAAGGGGAAAUGGUCAACUGGAACACCCGAUUUAAUAUCGCACUUGGGACUGCAAAGGGUUUAGCUUACCUGCACGAGGAUUGUGAUGUGAAGAUCGUGCAUUGUGAUAUAAAGCCCGAGAAUGUUCUCUUAGACGAGAAUUUCCUUGCUAAGGCUGAUUUCGGGCUGGCUAAGCUGAUGACGCGGGUGUUGAAAAACCGAGCACGUGCGCAGCGGAAAGUUUAA
Molecule: messenger RNA, 534 nt
Organism: Punica granatum (pomegranate)
Lineage: Eukaryota; Viridiplantae; Streptophyta; Magnoliopsida; Myrtales; Lythraceae
Source: RefSeq, a predicted model, not a curated record